Molecule: messenger RNA, 1640 nt
Organism: Boleophthalmus pectinirostris (great blue-spotted mudskipper)
Lineage: Eukaryota; Metazoa; Chordata; Actinopteri; Gobiiformes; Gobiidae
Product: probable G-protein coupled receptor 160
Exons: 2
Coding region: 82-1137 (351 amino acids)
Cellular component (GO): plasma membrane; signaling receptor complex
Source: RefSeq, a predicted model, not a curated record
ACCACUUCUGAGGGAAGACACCAGACAAACUGCAUUACAAGGGAUUGGGUGACCACGCAAAACACAGACAUCUAACAACAUAUGGAGGCCUUACGCUCAAACAUGCUGGCCAUCAUCGAGCAGACAGACUAUGAGCACAACUGUUACAUGGACAACACCAGACAGUUCAUCCUUUUGAUGCUUCUCAAAGUAUUCAUGGAUGGAAGUGCGAUGUACCUCUGCUGCUUCAGGCCACUGUUGUCUUUUUUCAACAUGUGCAGUGUCUCUAUUGUUUUGGUUGACCUUGUAUUGACAGUUUCCAUGAUUGCAACACUUUGGUUGGAUGUCCAAAUGACUCACAUGGCCAUGUGCUCCAUAAUGGCAAACUUCUCUGCCGCCUAUUCUGCUCUGCCUGUACCACUGGUCUGCCUGGCUAUUUUGGACUAUUACCUCGAAGACAUUUGUGCUGGUAGGAAAUACAUAAAGUUAGUCAGAAACCCAGUCUUGAUAAUCUUGAUGUGGUCAAUAGCUGGACUUUACGCUCAUGUUACAGUGGAUGCCACAUUGCUUGAACAAUCAAGAAAUAUAAAAUAUAUAGUAUGUGAAAUCAAGGAAUCAAAAGCUGUUACAUAUUCCAUAGUUGGGCUAACCACUGUCAUGUUUAUCACUCUAUUGCCAUUUUUAUCACUGAUACCACAUUGGGUGAAGGAGGCAGACCGAAUUUCUGAAGCAAGAGAAGAGAUAGCUGAGAGAAGGACAAGUGAUCUAAUGAUAGAUAUAAACGGAGAAGAUACAAAAUGCACAAAAAAAGAAUUUGCUAUGCCUCGUCCACCAAUGUGCAUUAGCUUACUAAUUUGUUUUGGAGUAUUUUGGAUACCGUACCUCACCGUGACCACACUUUGUGUUAUGUUCGAGUUUGGGAUCCCUGCUUACAUUGGUGUGAAUCUCCUUUGGGUGCAGUGUGUCAACAGUCUGCUGGCAGGAGUGGUGUUUUGGGUGCGGAGUGACAUAAUGAUGCCCUACAGCAGUCAACCUGAAAAUGUUUGUUUAUGGCAGGCCUACUGGCACCUGAGCACUGGCACAGAGGACCACCACCAACUGUUUGCGACCAUAUUUAAUCCUUCAAAAGGAGAGAGAAGCACGCCAUUUUCUGUUUGAUGAAAAGCAAAUUUAACAGACUGUCACGGCCUUAACCAAAAGGAUAUUGAAACUUUGAUGCUUCUAUGCAAACUGAAACAAAUUUUACAUCACUUUGUAAAAUAUGCAAAGACGACACCUGCAUUCCAGGAAUCAGAAAGGACAGGGUGUUUUAAAGCUUCCUGAAAACUGAAAUACGAGGAUGUGUGAGUUGUAAAUUUUAGCAAGCUUCUGUUCCAGGUGAUUGAUAUCUCCAUUUUAAUAAUUAAACUGGGAAGUUCUGUGUCGAAUGGACAGUAUCAGAUUCAGCGCUAGUUUCUAUAAAAUGCACAGGUCUGUUUGUGUUUGAAUUGUGUGAAAGUCAAUACAGAAAGCAUAAGUGCAACUGAACCUACUGUGACUUGAAGUAAUUCUAUCCCACACUUUUGUAAGUGUUCCUGAAGGUUCUAAACAACUAAAAUAGCGAUUUUCCACAAAUCAUCAUUUGUGAUGUUACAUGUGACGAAUAAAUAUGAUUUAAUAUA